Colletotrichum orchidophilum is the source of this 213-nucleotide messenger RNA. RefSeq lists its product as uncharacterized. The transcript has a single exon. The record is from RefSeq and is a predicted model, not a curated record. NCBI's taxonomy places the organism in Eukaryota, Fungi, Ascomycota, Sordariomycetes, Glomerellales, Glomerellaceae. The coding region runs from base 1 to 213 and encodes 70 amino acids.
AUGAACACUGGAUACGAAAACAUCUCCACCGGGCGGUGUCAUCAAAUAGGCGGAGGUCAGCCUGCCGGUGUCCGCCAGCUUUGCUCGACGGAUCAAGGAGGGCUGAGUUGGGUACGGAUGCAGCUUGCCCUCUCACCCGGUUGCUAUGACCAUGCUGAACCGCGAAACAAAAAGCCGUCCGAAUCACCGCUAGCAUCUUCUGCAAGUGUCUAG